This is a messenger RNA of Lolium perenne, 1375 nucleotides long. RefSeq names its product ervatamin-B. Gene Ontology annotation, biological process: proteolysis. Gene Ontology annotation, molecular function: cysteine-type peptidase activity. The record is from RefSeq and is a predicted model, not a curated record. Lineage: Eukaryota; Viridiplantae; Streptophyta; Magnoliopsida; Poales; Poaceae.
AAGCAUAACUAACUUUAAGCUAGCAUCAAGCUUAGAUAACUCAGCCUAGCCAAGAUGGCUGCUUCCACGCCUUACCUGAUCAUACUCUUGUGUGCCGCCAGCCUCCUACAGGCGUCGCUCACGGCAGCGAACCCACCACCACCGCCACAGCAGCCGUGGCGGCUGCCGGAAUCCGAGUCGAGGGCCAGGUUUUCCAGGUGGAUGACCAAGUACUCGAAGACCUACGCGAACGAAGAGGAUAAGGAGAAGCGGUUCGGGGUCUUCAGGGACAACCUCAACCAGAUCGGCGCCUUCAGCGCCCAGACCAGUACCACCGUCGUCGUUGGGGGGUUCGGGCCGCAGACCAUCACGACUGUCAGGGUGGGCAUGAACAGGUUCGGGGAUCUCGAACCCGCCGAGGUCGCCGCGCAGUUCACCGGGUUCAACAGCACCGGCUUCCAGUCCGCGCGCCCCACCUUCCUUCCUUACGACUCCGCGAAGCCGUGCUGCGUCGACUGGCGCUCCAGCGGCGCCGUCACCGGCGUCAAGUUUCAAGGCCCUUGCUUGUCGUGCUGGGCGUUCGCGGCGGUAGCGGCUAUCGAAGGCAUGAACAAGAUCAGGACUGGGGAGCUGGUUUCUCUGUCGGAGCAGGAGCUCGUGGACUGCGACACCGGGAGCAGCGGCUGCGGAGGCGGCCGCGUCGACACCGCCCUGGACCUCGUGGCCGGCCGCGGCGGCAUCACGUCGGAGACGAAGUACCCGUACAGCGGAUUCAACGGCAGGUGCGACGUCGACAAGCUCCUCUUCGACCGCGACGUCGCCGUCAAGGGCUUCAAGGCCGUGCCGAUCAACGACGAGCGGCAGCUGGCGCUGGCCGUGGCGCGGCAGCCCGUCACGGUGUACAUCGACGCCAGCGCCUGGGAUUUCCAGUUCUACUCCAGCGGCAUCUACCGCGGCCCCUGCUCCGGCGACCCGGCCAAGGUCAACCACGCCGUCACCAUCGUCGGCUACUGCGAGGAGUUCGGCGAGAAGUUCUGGCUCGCCAAGAACUCGUGGAGCAACGACUGGGGCGAACAGGGAUACAUCAAGCUCGCCAAGGACGUGCCCUGGUCCACCGGCACCUGCGCCCUCGCCAGCUCGCCUUUCUAUCCCACUGCUUGACCGACGACGCCUCCAGCUUACUCAGGCGAGCCUUGCUUACGCCAAGCAUAUACUAGUGCAUAUUUCUAGUUUUGCGAGAAAGUAUAUAGUGCAUCAAUUAAUCGAUCAUGCGGAUGAGAUCGAUGGAUGUGGGUAUUGUAUAAUUUUCGUUGUGAUCAUGCAAGACAAAAUCUUAACAAUAUGUAGAGUAUUAUUACCUUUGAUCAAUCAAUAAAUCAGCUAGUAUUGUUUGUUA